Molecule: messenger RNA, 369 nt
Organism: Trichoderma reesei QM6a
Lineage: Eukaryota; Fungi; Ascomycota; Sordariomycetes; Hypocreales; Hypocreaceae
Exons: 1
Cellular component (GO): mitochondrion
Source: RefSeq, a predicted model, not a curated record
CGCCCCCUCAAGCAGUUCAGCCUCUUCUUCCUCGGCGCCGCCUUCACCGCCGCAUCAAUAGGCGUAUCCCGCCGCUCGGUGAUCCGUCGCCAGCGCGAUUCCUUCCCCCGGUUCUACUCGUCCAACAGCCCCGGCCCGCAGGACGGCAACAGCUCCGAGGGCGCCGUGCUGGGUGUCCACGCGCUGGGGCUGGCCACGCUCAACGUGGCGAGCUUUGCGGUGCUGCUGACGGGGGGCUUGUCGUGGGCGUUUGACUUGAGCUCUGUGCAGGAGCUGCGGGAGAAGACGAGGGCGGCGCUGCAGAGGCCUGGGGGCGAGGUCAGCGCCGAGGACGAGAAGGAGUUUGAGCAGAUGAUGGACAACUUGAUG